ACGAAUUCAUGCAAAUGACACACUGAAACAUUUCGUUCAGAUUUGAUGUUAUCUGAUUAAAAGCUUCGUAACAUAAGUUAUCUGUUCAUUAUUAUAUACGGUGUGAAAUAUAUCGACGUUGUGUCUAUUGUAAACAUUCAACAAGUGCAAGUACUCGUUACUCUUCAGGACGGAAGGAGUAAAUGUUGCAUUCCAAUAUGGCGGCGACAAAAGUUUUCGUCACAGACAAAUAUUGAGCAACAAAUGAUCACCUGCUGGCGAUAGGAUAUCGCCUGGGACAAUUUCUUACAGCCAUUUAUAUGUUUCAUACACUGUUCCAGCAAAAUGACAACAAAUUACGAAAGUUCGUUGAAGACCUAUCUAGCUAAGUACAAGUACCCUGAUGCAGCCAAGAGAGAGGUGACCAACAUCCUGGGACAGUACCGUGACCUCCGACCCAGCCAUGACAACUUUGUGUUCAAUGACGGCACUCAGAAACAGCUGCUCAACUUGGAGGGAACCAUUCCAGUGCCAUAUAAAGGAAACGUGUACAACAUCCCGAUGUGUAUCUGGAUCAUGGACACCCACCCCUACAACCCACCCAUGGCGUACGUCCGCCCCACCAGCUCCAUGCAAAUCAAACCCAACAGAUACGUGGACGCCAAUGGCAAGGUGGAUCUGCCCUAUCUCAGAGAGUGGAAAUAUACUGGUUCCGAUCUGCUGAGUCUCAUCCAGAUUCUCAUCUUCUCGUUUGGGGAGGAGUGUCCUGUGUUUUCCCGACACGCCCCAUCACAGCCCCCACCUUACCCCAUGGGUCAGGGCGGGGGAGGAGGACCCCCCAUGGGGGGACAGCCCCCGUACCCCACCGGUCAAGUGAACAUGCCGAUGCCUGGAGCAGCACAUGGAGGAAGCAAUCCCCCCUACCCCCCUUACUCCGGUGGGCAGCCUGGCUACCCCAGUACCGGCUACCCUCCUUACCCUGCACCAGGGGGUGGAGGGUACCCUCCUCAGGGGGGACAGAAUUACGGGGGCUUCCAGGGCUACCCCAGCCAAGGUCAGGGUUACACUGGCGGCAGUCAGGGCCAGUAUCCACCCUACUCCUACGGCAGCGGUUCCAACCCCCCCUACCCUCCCUCUACAGCAGCGUAUCCAGCAACAUCGGCGGCAACAACAACUAGCACAGCGGUUGGUCGACCUGGAACCGGCACCGUGACGGAGGCUCACAUCCGGGCCUCACUCCUCUCAGCAGUGGAAGACAAGAUGCGCAGGAGGCUGAGAGAAACAUUUGCUCAGGCACAGGCCGAGAUGGAGGUGCUGAAGAAGACGCAGUCGGACCUAAUGAGUGGCAAGGAUAGGCUGGAGAGGAUGGUGCGCGACCUGGAGACAGAGAAGGAGGAGAUUGAUCGGAACAUCCAGCUGCUGAACCAGAAGGAUGUUGAGGUGAAGGAUGCCCUGCGCAAACUGGAGUCCAAUGAUCAACUAGAAAUUGACGAUGCUGUUGUCACGACAACACCACUAUACAGACAGUUACUGAACGCCUUCGCUGAGGAACAGGCCAUAGAGGACACAGUGUAUUACCUGGGAGAGGCACUGCGCAAAAAUGUAGUGGAUUUAGAAGUCUUUCUUAAGCAAGUCCGAGAGUUGUCAAGAAAACAGUUCCUUCUACGAGCACUGAUUCAGAAAUGUCGAGAAAAGGCUGGGUUGCCUCCCUUGGCUUAACCUACCCCACUUGAAACUAAGCCUCUCAAUGACUGUGGUCAGCUAUGCUAUUGACCCAAUGAAAAGAAAUGGUUAUUGGCUGAUACACUGUCACGAAGACCAAGUCAGUAUCAAGCUAUUUGAUCUGCAAGUCACAUGAUCACAAGCUAACCAAACUCAUCACAAUCGGUCUCAAGAUUAACAAAUUUCAGUAUUUUACAUCUAUGUUCUCUUAAUUAUAUGAAAAAUAUUUUCUUGUGGCCAUAAGUGGACAGAAAUAUGUGAAUGUAAGUUUUUUGGGGACAAUCUAAAUGAAAACUCUAUUUUGACGUAAAUGUAAUAUAUUAUUGAGAGUUCGGAAAGGUCAGUUCAUUUAAUCAUCUCCGUGGUCAGUGUCCGUACUGGUCAGGUGAAACAGGAUCUCCGAUAAGAUGGUCCUCCUGAUACAAGGCUUGUUAAGCUUGUAACUAACUAAUGUACAGAUGGUUGUAAAUAAUGUUCCAUUGGGAGUUCUGUACUGAAUUCCUAUGCCUAGCUACAGUAAAAAGUGAUUAACCCGAUCGGGUGGUCAGGCUCGGUCACUUGGUUGAUGCUUGUCAUUGUAUCCCAAUUGUGUUGAUUGAUGCUCAUAAUGUCAAUCACUGGAUUGUCUGGUCCAGACUCGAUCAGUUGCAGACCGUUGUCAUAUAGCUGGAAUAUUGCUGAGUGCUGCGUUAAACAAACAAACAAAUGCUUUCUACAGUGGAACCCCCUUAAUCAGGACAGUAUCAUUCCAGUAAAAUCAUCCGGAUUAACAAAUUUCCAGAUUAACAAAUCAUUGAUAUGAAGCAAUGCCGUUUGAAGCAAAGUCGACAUCUAUAACAUUAAUCGUCUAGGAUGCAAAAAUUCUGGAUUAACAGGGUCCUGGUUGACAGGGUUUGACUGUAUGCAACUCGGAGGGAGACGUGUUCUUUGCGUGUCCCUUCUUUUAGUAUGUAUUCCUUUUCAAACAUGUGAUGGAGGUACAUCAGCUUAUGCUCUUAUUCCUGCAUAAUGAUAGACUGGCAAGUACACUCUACCCAAAGAUGGACAAGUGAGUUAAAAUUUAUCAUGUUAGUCAAUUUUAUUUCAGUGUUGAUAAUGAGGUGGUUUGAUAAAUCUGAUUAUUACUUUGUAAUCACUGUACAGCGUGUAAAUAUAUCAAUAUAUUUAGAUAUUUGUCAGGUAAUUUUUUAACAUAUGUCAACAGGGUUGAUAAACUAUGCUUUAAGCACCCUGAUCUGUAACAUGUACCUAUAAACAACAUUUUUGUUUAUUUAUUUUGUUUUAGAUCUAGGGUGAGAUAUGAUUUCAAGGCUGAUUUCUUCAUGUAUAUUUACAUAUAUAAUUUUGUAUUUUAUCACCUGCUGUAAAAUUCUGUGAAAUAAAUGGAGAAAUAGUUCACAUACAUA
This is a messenger RNA of Haliotis rufescens (red abalone), 3107 nucleotides long. RefSeq names its product tumor susceptibility gene 101 protein-like. Gene Ontology annotation, cellular component: ESCRT I complex. The transcript is spliced from 11 exons. The coding region runs from base 325 to 1698 and encodes 457 amino acids. The record is from RefSeq and is a predicted model, not a curated record. Gene Ontology annotation, biological process: endosome to lysosome transport; protein transport; protein modification process. Lineage: Eukaryota; Metazoa; Mollusca; Gastropoda; Lepetellida; Haliotidae. Gene Ontology annotation, molecular function: ubiquitin binding.